AUGUCAGCUGGACUCAUUCCCCCCAACCCGGCGGACGUGAUGGUCAUUCGGAACGUUACUCCCAGAGUCGUCACCUUUUCAGUGCCCUUUUCGCGUUUCGGCAAGAUCAAGAUUGGCGGACGCGGCACCCUAGUCAAGCUCACCUCUGGCAACCUAGCCAUAUUUUCCCCCGUCGCGCUCACCGAGGAAUCCAGGGCCAAGAUCGCGGAGCUCGGAGGCCAAGUAGCCUACAUCAUCGCGCUCGACUUUGAGCACCACCUCUUCGUCUCAGAAUGGGCCAGAGAGUAUCCGGGCGCUAAGCUCGUCGGCCCUGAAGGUCUGCAAGAAAAGCGCGCCAAGCAGCGCAACGACCCCAAAAUAAGCAAUGACCAGUUCACCAUUGUCUUCACAAAGGACGGCAAACGCAACAUCAAGAUGGGUCCCGAGUUUGACGCCGACUUUGAUUAUGAGUAUGUGGACGGGCACGCCAACAAGGAACUCGUCUUCUACUAUCGGCCCGACAAGGUUCUCAUCGAAGCCGACCUCAUGUUCAACCUGCCCGCUAUCGAGCAGUACAGCAAGGUUCCGGAUGGCCAAAAGCCAGGAGGGUUGGCCGACAAGUUGUUCCGUUGCGCGCAGAGCCCUGCAGGCGAUGCUACUUGGAUGAAGCGCUUCAACUGGUAUCUUGCCGCCAGGGACCGAAAUAGCUUCAACGACAGCAUCAGAGUCAUUGACCAGUGGGACUUUGAUACUCUAAUACCGUGCCAUGGCGAAGUCAUCGAGGGCAACGCCAAAGAGGCGUUUAGAAGAGUCUUUGCGUGGCAUCUACAGCGGAAGAGUUGA
Molecule: messenger RNA, 822 nt
Organism: Ustilaginoidea virens
Lineage: Eukaryota; Fungi; Ascomycota; Sordariomycetes; Hypocreales; Clavicipitaceae
Exons: 2
Coding region: 1-822 (273 amino acids)
Source: RefSeq, a predicted model, not a curated record